AUGGAUAGAGAAAAUGAAGAUACGAAGAAAUUUUAUAAGCGAUGUAGUAGUUUAUUAAGGAAGGCGGAAGAGAUUGCAAUUUGUUGUGAUGUGGAUGUGUUGUUUGUUGCGCUUUCACCAUCUAAUCGACUCAACAAGUUCUGUAGCCAAAAAAGAAUUGAAGACAUGCUUCAACACUAUCUUAAGCUUCCCGUUGAGAGGAGAUUGACGGACUAUGUUCCAGAAUCAGAGAAAUUUUCUUCUCUUCAUCAACUCUUUUGGUGUGAGAGCAACUUGCAAAAAUCUCUCCAAAAAGUUAUGACAAGAAAGAUCGAAUUGGAGAAACAAGAAAAGAUGGUUGUUCACUUUGCUGCACAACAAACAACUCCUCAGCGCUUUGUGACAAAUAAUUGGGUUAAUCCAUAUAGCCAUGUCUCUACAUGGAAUAAAAACUUCAGUGAACCCUCAAAUUUAGGGUUGGAGAUUGUCCAUUCAAAUUGGAAUAAUAAUAUUAAUAACAACAACAAUAACAAUCACAUCAUUCAACAGAAUGAUCCCUCUUCUGUUCAAUGUGAUGCAAUGACUCCUAAUGUUAAUGGAUUUAACAAUUCAAUGGAGGAGAAUAUGAUGGAGAAUGAUGCAUGCAAAUGGGAUGAUAUCGAUGCUUUCCUCAAUGAAGCUUUGAAUGAAGAAGACUUUUGA
Messenger RNA from Solanum lycopersicum (tomato), 681 nucleotides. RefSeq lists its product as uncharacterized. Gene Ontology annotation, biological process: regulation of transcription by RNA polymerase II. Gene Ontology annotation, molecular function: DNA-binding transcription factor activity, RNA polymerase II-specific; protein dimerization activity; RNA polymerase II cis-regulatory region sequence-specific DNA binding. The record is from RefSeq and is a predicted model, not a curated record. Lineage: Eukaryota; Viridiplantae; Streptophyta; Magnoliopsida; Solanales; Solanaceae.